AUGUCUCUCGAAGAUGCAGUGAAAUAUGUUACUUUAUCGGAUGUUGAACUGGUUGACGAUGAUGACAGUGACAGGGACAGUUGCAACUUGAGCGACAGGGAGAUCGACAACGAAGAGACUAAUUUCACCAAUCCUGAGCCUGCUCUUCAGGCAGUGUCGGGGACAUCCGAUGGACUUCGGAGAUGGAACUGGGGAAAGUAUAACCACACUCCAGCCUCUGCUGCCUGUCCAUUCUGUGACUUCACACUUCUAAAAUAUUUAAAGAGACAUCUGAGAACCCAUACUGGUGAGAAACCAUUUUCCUGUGAAUAUUGCUCAAAGGCAUUUUCCAGACGUGGUAGCUUAAAAAUACAUCUGAGAGCCCAUACUGGUGAGAAGCCAUACGCUUGUGAAUUUUGUUCCAAGGCAUUUUCCCGCCCUGAACACUUAAAAAUACAUCUGAGAACCCAUACUGGGGAGAAACCACACGCCUGUAAACACUGCUCAAAGGCAUUUUCCAACGCCAGAGCUUUAAAAGAGCAUCUGGAAAUCCAUACUGACGAGAAACCACCAUACUGUGAAAUUUGCUCGAAGGUUGUUUCCAGUACUUCGUAUUUAAAAGAACACAUGAGGAACCACGAGAAACGAUAUCCCUGUCAACUAUGCUCAAAAGCAUUUUCUCACGCUUCACGUUUAGAGAGGCACGUAAGAUCCCAUACUGGAGAGAGGCCACACUCGUGUGAACAUUGCUUAAAGUCGUUUUCCAAACUUGCAAGUUUAAAAGCACAUCUGAGGACCCAUACUGGAGAAAAACAACCGUUCGCCUGUGAGCAUUGCCCAAAGGCAUUUUCCAACUCAACAUAUUUAAAGACUCAUCUGAUGACCCAUACUGGCGAGAAGCCAUACAAAUGUGAAGUUUGUUCAAAGGCUUUUUCCAGCCCUGCUGAUUUAAGAACACAUCUAAGGACCCAUACUGGCGAGAAACCGUUUUCUUGCGAAGUGUGUUCUAGAAAAUUUUCUCAACUAUCAGCCUUGAAAAUGCACUUGAUAACCCACACGGGAGAGAAGCCCUUUGCCUGUGACGUCUGUUCUAAGGCAUUUUCUCAUUCAAUUAUGCUCAAACGACACUUGAGGGUUCAUGCUAUGGAAAAACCAAAUUCUUCUGAAGUUUGAUCUAAAAUAUUUUCUCCACUAAUAAGCCUAGAAAAAGGCUUGAGAAUUGAUGCUAGAGA
Molecule: messenger RNA, 1211 nt
Organism: Uloborus diversus
Lineage: Eukaryota; Metazoa; Arthropoda; Arachnida; Araneae; Uloboridae
Product: zinc finger protein 271-like
Exons: 3
Coding region: 1-1152 (383 amino acids)
Biological process (GO): regulation of transcription by RNA polymerase II
Cellular component (GO): nucleus
Molecular function (GO): RNA polymerase II cis-regulatory region sequence-specific DNA binding; DNA-binding transcription factor activity, RNA polymerase II-specific
Source: RefSeq, a predicted model, not a curated record